Messenger RNA from Trichoplusia ni (cabbage looper), 1882 nucleotides. RefSeq names its product dynein regulatory complex subunit 5-like. The record is from RefSeq and is a predicted model, not a curated record. The transcript has 6 exons. The coding region runs from base 320 to 1795 and encodes 491 amino acids. Gene Ontology annotation, molecular function: protein binding. Lineage: Eukaryota; Metazoa; Arthropoda; Insecta; Lepidoptera; Noctuidae.
AUUCGACCUAAAUAUACUGCUGCUUUUAGACUUAAGAAUUUCAAUUAUACAUGAUAACAAGGUUACUUAACGUUUAUUGAACUAACCUUAUUGGUUAGUUUCAAUUAAAAUUAAGCAAUAUUAUGAUAUUAAAUUAAAAUUACCCUAACAUUUGUUGGAGGUUGUUAAUAAAUCACAACCUCAAAAAUUACAAACAAAAAAUACCUAACUGUCAAAAUAUAAAUUCAAAAAGUGUCAAAUAAUCAAUUUCAAAGCGUACACAAAUCACUAAGUUACGUAAAAAUAUUUAUUACCAAAGCCGGUUUUCAAAUAAUUCAAGAUGAAGAUUCCAUACUUAGUGAAUUUGAAUACGCGUCAGGCGUACGAAUCAACGCUGACUAUUAAAAACUCUCCAGCUGAAGCCCCUCGUAAAAUCGUUGCUGAAGACUUUGAAUGGGAUGAUGAUAUCACUCCACCCCCACUUACAUACUGCACUGCCCUCGUCCUAUCCAAAAUGUUCCAUAAAGUGAACCCACUCGAGAGAAUAUUGCAGAAAGACAUCGAUAUAUUAAUGGACUUAUACCCUGCCGAUAUUCCGUUGAGGUGUAGCGUUCCUCACAUCAAGGAUGAACAAUACUGGAAAAGAUCUUUCUAUUCGAAAUUUCCCUCUAGAAAAGAGUUGGGACAAAUUUUCUGGAAAGGAAAGUUCUUGUCAGCGUGCCUUCAGGAUUACUUGGAGUCGGUUAAUCCCGAUGUUUUUAGAGAAGAGGAAGCUGUGGAACUCGCAGUUUUGGUGAGCCCAUACAUCUACUUUUUCGGGCUAAAUCAACUGCAGAUAGUUCGUCAACCGAAACCACCUUUACCUUCUGAUAUAGUAGAGGACACUUGCGAAUACAGUGUUCCUAAAGUUUAUGACCAUAUACCUUUGGAACCGGUACUAGUCAAGUUAUACAACCUUCAAGAAAUAUCUCUAGUAUUCGGUAUCAACGAUCUUAAAGAUAAUUAUCAAACAAGGUUCUUUGAAUUCUCGAUGGCUGAUUGUGAGUCAAUUUGCCGAGGUCUUGAAGAUUUGAGGCAUUUGAAGAUAUUUCGCAUAAAUCGCAGCAACUUAGAUUGUUCCAAGGUGAAACUUAUUCUUCAAAACCUUGUCAAGAAGGAAAGCAUUGAGGAAUUAGAUUUUAAUCAUUGUAAGAUCGGUGAUUAUGGGAUGAAGGCACUCGGUGGUUUUAUUUUCAUUCACAAGAAUGUUAAAGUUGUUAGGAUUGCUAACAAUAGGUUCAAGGAAGUUGGGGUUCAGGGGAUAGCAUACGCUUUGCAGAUGAAGCCUGCUGCCCCCAUCGAACUACUAGAUUUCAGCUUGAACCCGAUGUCUUUAGAGUGUGCGACCAUGUUUGCUGCUGCCUUUGUCAGGUGCAAGGAAAAACCUCAAACUUUGAUCGUUAAUUCUUGCGGUUUCAGCGGGGCGUCUGCCGAGAAGAUGGCUGGUCUACUCAGUUUAAAUCGAGGUCUGACAAGAUUGGAUAUAGCGGCCAAUGAUUUAUCUGGAGAAGCAGAGAAGACACUGAUACGUGCACUGCAGAGCAAUAAAAAAGUCCUUAGGGUUGAUUUACGUCGAACUAAGAUCUCUGACGAAACCCAAGCCAUCGUGAAUGAUCUGCUCCAUCGCAACAAAGGCUUGAUAGGCCAAGAGACGGAACCAUCGGAGGAGAUACCUCCACUGUUCCUGAAUGAACCGGAAUACCUUAUCUGGGAGUACAAUCCCAACAACCCUGAUUAUAUCCCUGGGAGAUACCCUCCAAGAGUUCCAGAAGUUUGACGAAUCAGGUUUUACUGGAAUCACCCUACAGUCAUUUGUUUUUUAUAGUGUUAUGUUGUACCAUAUAGUCAUUUAGAUUAAAGAAGA